AUGUUUGAUGACGCUAAGUUUGAGAGUGCAGAUGUAAGUAUGUCAAGUGAACUCGCCAUCACCUAUAGAUUGCUUCGUAAUGACGACAUUAAUGACGUCAUCGAGCUACUAGUUGAACAUUACAUGCCGUAUGAACCGUUGUCGAAAUGUCUUAACAUGACGAAAGAAGAGAUGCGCUUGUACGCCGAUGAGGCAGUUAGGGAGGUGAUACCCGCAGGUAUUAGUAUAGGUGCGUUCGAUGACAUUAGGAAGACAGUUUGCGGGGUAACGUUUGGAACCCUGGACCCACACCAGAACCUCGAUGCUAAACAUGGUAGCCGUGAAGUUCCAGUGAAAGUUGAAAUUCUGCAAAGAUUUGAAGAAUGGGCGGAAUCAACUUUAUCUACCGACCUCGGCAGUACUAACUUCGUGAUUGCGGAUCUUCUCGUCGUUUCAUCGGAAUAUUCAAAUCGAAAAAUUGCCACCGAACUGUCGAAACGGCAAAUGAUUCUAUUUGCGGAACUUGGGUUUGAUUUCUCCGUUGGAUUCGCAACUUCAGAAAAGUCAUUAAUGAUUGAUAAGAAGAUUGGAUAUAAAUGUGCAAGGAAAAUUAACAUGCUGAGCUACAGGGACUCGGACACUGGUGAAACUGUGUUUGCUCAAGCGGAACUGAAACAUAAUUGCGUCCACGUGAUGUACAAGGACCUCCGAGAAAUACGUUCAAAGAAAUUAAAUAGCUUACUUUAAUUUUGUGCUGUUAACCGUAUAUGUUGCUGCUUGUUUGGUAAAUUGUUUAUUGUUUAGACAAAAACAGAUUACAAAAUUGUUUCCUUCAUUUGCAGCCGCGAUUGAAUUCGUUACAGGCUGUUUGUUUUCUGUUAUACUAAUUUGGUGUAACGUUAAAAUGCUAAUAUUUUCGACCUCUACAUAUUAUUUGCAAUUGCCGUAUCAUUUUUGAAAUCUCGUAUCCAACUUUUUAAAAGUCCUAUACGGCUAUGGAUCAGAGCCAUAUGAAUAGCAAGUAGGCCAAAACUUUGUUACGUAAAAGGAAAUUGAACGCCAAUUUUUGUGCAAAAUAACACAGCAGGUAUAUGAAAAAUGCAUGUUUUUCGGCAAUUCAAAGAAAAACUUUAACUUAACCACAAAACUUAAAGUAUGAGAGUCUAAAAAACAUGGGUAGUUAUAAUUUUUUUUGUAUCGAAAAAAGUCAAGAGCGGGAUUUAGAAGAAGUAAAUUUAAUCAUUGUUUA
Molecule: messenger RNA, 1228 nt
Organism: Ciona intestinalis (vase tunicate)
Lineage: Eukaryota; Metazoa; Chordata; Ascidiacea; Phlebobranchia; Cionidae
Molecular function (GO): N-acetyltransferase activity
Source: RefSeq, a predicted model, not a curated record